Molecule: messenger RNA, 591 nt
Organism: Aspergillus tanneri
Lineage: Eukaryota; Fungi; Ascomycota; Eurotiomycetes; Eurotiales; Aspergillaceae
Exons: 1
Coding region: 1-591 (196 amino acids)
Source: RefSeq, a predicted model, not a curated record
AUGUACUCUGAACCUGACAGGGAGGUAUCGCCCGAUCGCCCGGAGACACCCAGCUCAUUUGAAUGCUACAUCACUCUUCGCGGCGGUCGUAGCUCGGCCGCAGAUCUCUCGCCUUCUAGCCUUAAUCACGCGAAACACGAGCGACUCACUGACAGUGAAGAAUACAAGAGGGCAGUUUUUAAUGCAUCCUUUCUUCAGGCGGAGAACUCGUGGCUUCGGAGAACCAGAAAAUCAGCGAUAGCACUUUACGAAGGCACUGUUGAACCCACCAUAGAAGUACUCUCAAACGGCAGUGAUAAUAUUCAUGACGCUCUCACACAGUUUCAUGUUGCGUUUGGGGCUGUCAACCAGGCCCUAGCCAUCUGUGACGGAGAAGUGGCAUCCGAUGUGGAAGCUACGCUCAGAGACUUGAUUCCCGCUUUUGAAACUUGUAGGGAAGGCCUGGCAAAAGUCCGCAGCGCGUCGGAGAACCUGAAAAGCGGAGCGCAGACAUUUUCCGACCGGAUCACAGAAUCAAAUAGGAGCUACGAAAACUUUUUUGGUAUAACUUAUGAGGAGGGAGAUGAGGUCACACCAACGAUUAAGAGAUAG